GCACCAAAGGCAAAGGCAGAUUUAGUACAUGAAUACUUUAAUCGAGACUUCUCUGAGUGGAAUAUCAGAGAUUUUCUAGACUUUUGUAAUCUGCAAGGCUUUGACCAAAAGAUAUAUGCUUACCUUAAGUCUCUUGAAUUAAUUUCCGAUACUUAUAAAGGACAAAAGGGCGAACGAGCAAAACACUUACUUAAUAGAUAUAGACAGGCGACCACAAAGUUGGUGUCGGGGGUACGGCCUUUGACACUGACCCCAUCGGGACGGGAAGAGACCUGUAAGGAUGAUAAACCAGACUAUUGUUCUGCAAGAAAUUGGAACGAAGCUCACAAGUUACCUUCGCUUCAGCUUCAUAGCCCAACUUUUGCGAUAGGAAGUGUAGGAAACUCUGGGGACAAAGACCGGGACGAGAAAAGACGACGUCAAACGAAAAGCGGGAGAAAUAUACCGAAUUAUCAAGGAUUUUUUGAAGCAACAGAUGAUGAUAUUUCCUCCCAAGAAAAUGAACAGAAAGCAACAGAAGGGGAUGACAAUAAUCUUGAAAGUUGUCUUCAAGAAAUAAGAAAUGAGACGGGAUUGGACAUUAAUUCUCAAGAAAAUAGAAACACUAUCGAUUACUCAGAUGCUACGAAAGAAAUUUUUUCGAUUUAUAAAGAACAAGAUCCUGAUGGUGUUCUAAUUGAUCUUCGACUAAACUCACCCUUUUUCAAAAAACUUCCAAAACCGACAGCAAGAUCAUAUUUAAUGGAGAUGGAUACCGUGACUGAAUCAUUGGUUCCUAAAAUUGUACAUGAUUUUCUUGUGAAAUUUUUUUCGAAAAAUUUAAGCGCCAAAGAAUGGCACUGUGAAAUCGACGAUUUAAAAUCUCCCGAACCGAAUGAUCCCGUGAUGACUGCAGUAGUGAGAGUUAUACGUCGUACCUUACCGCAAUUUAUUAAGGCAUUUUCACUCGAGGAUCAAAAUCCUCUUUUAAACAUUUCAACAAUUGAAGGAGCUUAUCUUAAUUCGUUUGUUCAUCCAUGUUUCGACGCCUUUUUAUGGUAUAUAGCAAAUGUACAUUACGAGUAUGGAGAAAUUACAUCGAAAAAACAUGUUAACAGGAAUCGUGCAGACGGCGCAGGAUUCAUGGCAGAUGCUGAUAAGUAUCAGCUCGUCUACGUGGAAGGUUCGAGGCCGGUAGCAAAGAACGAUAAAGAAAUUAAUGAUCUAGAAAAAAUAACAAGUAAUUCGAAGAAGAUGUUUGCAGAAAUUGUGAAGGAUAUUGUUAAAAACAGAAGGCGUCUGCCGAGAACGUAUAGAUUAAAUGAGGUUGAUAACUCUAAUCUUCCUCGAAAAUUUUCCGAAAUGAAAGAUUUCGUUUAUUUUUACGAAUGUGUACUGAAGUGGGCAUUAUUGGUCCGAAAUGUUACCGAAUCCUUUGAUCUAGCUAGAACCGAACCGAGACCAUCACGACUUUCGUUCGCGAAUACCCUAUUUCAACUGGAUGAAUAA
This is a messenger RNA of Diversispora eburnea, 1488 nucleotides long. The record is from the annotation of a GenBank genome assembly. NCBI's taxonomy places the organism in Eukaryota, Fungi, Glomeromycota, Glomeromycetes, Diversisporales, Diversisporaceae.